This is a messenger RNA of Solea solea (common sole), 2250 nucleotides long. Its product is annotated as 5-hydroxytryptamine receptor 3A-like. Lineage: Eukaryota; Metazoa; Chordata; Actinopteri; Pleuronectiformes; Soleidae. Bases 1 to 1371 code for a protein of 456 amino acids. Gene Ontology annotation, molecular function: extracellular ligand-gated monoatomic ion channel activity; transmembrane signaling receptor activity; neurotransmitter receptor activity. The record is from RefSeq and is a predicted model, not a curated record. Gene Ontology annotation, cellular component: membrane; neuron projection; synapse. The transcript is spliced from 9 exons. Gene Ontology annotation, biological process: chemical synaptic transmission; nervous system process; monoatomic ion transmembrane transport.
AUGUCGGGACGAAAGGCUCUGGCUGUUCUAGCCGUCAUGGCAGCAGCAGCAGCAGCAGCAGCAGGUGUCUCCAGCAGUCAGACCUCAGACUGCUCAUAUAUUGGCAUUCUCAAACAUUUAAACGUGAUGAAGCCAAAUGAUGCUCUGAUGAUUCGGCCUGUGGUAAACUGGAAGCGGCCCACCAUCGUCCUGCUUGACAUGCUGUUGUAUGGCAUCGUAGAUCUGGGAGAAAAGACCCAAACUGUCACCAGUCACAUCUGGAUCCACUUGAGAUGGCGAGAUGAAUUCCUCACUUGGAAUUCAUCAGACUUCUGUGGGAUAGACAAGGUGGUCAUCCCGAGAUCAAAACUGUGGCAACCCGACAUAGGCAUCCUCGAGGACAUCUCCGACACUGGAAGCAUCCAGCAGAGUCCGAUGGUCAAAGUGACCUCUGACGGUCUGGUGACGGCUCAGGGACGCCAGCGCCUCACCUCCACCUGUGAGCUCGAUCUGUACCUGUUCCCGUUUGACACGCAGAACUGCAACAUCUCGUUUUCAUCAGUGAACUACAACGUGGAGGAAAUACAACUGGGCACAAUGAACAGCGACGAGAUCCUUACUUCAGUGUCUGAAGCGUUGAUGAUCACAGCAGGAGAAUGGGAACUUGUAAACUUGACCAUACUGGCAUAUUCUUCGAAGAAAUCAGACGGUUUUCAAAGCUGUCUUGCUUACACGGUCACAUUAGUGAGGAAACCAAUGCUCUAUGUGAUUAAUUUACUCGUGCCCAUGCUUUACUUUCUGAUGCUGGACCUGGCCACCUUCUUCAUCAGAGACGAGAAGCUGAACUUCAAAGUGACCAUUGUCCUCUCCAUCUCUGUCCUUCUGCUCAUUCUUAAGGACAUGUUGCCCUCCACGGAGAAUUAUAUGCCACUGAUCGCCAACUACAGCGUCACUGUUUUUAUCAUGGUGGGAUUAAGCCUCCUGGAGGCCAUGUUGGUGGACUUCCUAAUGGGGCUCGAUGAUUACUGUGCUCAGAGAACCCGACGCUCCAUUAAUACCCAGGUGGAGAUUCAACUGGAGGCCAAUGGCCACACAGAGCCCGUUGAAGCCGGAGAGAAAAGCCAGGUGAAGCCAAUGACAAGGCCUCGCGAGGGUGACCUGCUGAAGCUCAUCCUGGAGGAAGUUAAAGCCGCUCGACAGGAAACGGGAAGACAAUGCAAAGAGGAGAGCAAACCUGGAUGCUAUGCAAGACUGGCUGUUAUCAUAGACUAUGUUUACUUUGUCCUCUACGCGAUAACGGUUGUCAUUUAUUUGACGUUAAUGUACGUAAACUGGAUUGGGGGCGUUUGUUUGUCUGCGAUCAGCAAAUGUAGUAAUCAACAAUACAUUUAGAAGGGGUAAAAAAAAAAUCUUCAGCUUUAGCUUCAAAUAAUCACAAAUAUAGUAAAACACAUUGUAUUUGGUCUGUGUUAGAUACAGAGUGCAUUCCAGUUGAACUCAUGGUUUUUAGUUUCCCAUUUUUUUUUUAAAUGCAUGAAGGAAUAUUAUGUCAUGUGUUUACCAAAAUGGACUAGAUUAGCUUGCUAGUUAGCAAACCUAGCGGUAUUGCUAGCAUCAGUCACCAAAUAACCUGACUUUUUGAAGUUUUUGAAGUACUCGCGUGACACACGCGCCUGUAACUCGAUUUCAAGAGCGACAACAAGUCUUAACAUGAGAGGUUGAACAUAUAGAUGCAUUUAAUCUGGUACCAGUGACGGUCGUGUGAUGUGUAGAAAUAUGUAAAUGGUGGGAAAGUGUUAGCUAGCUGGUUAGCAUUUGCAUUACUGUAAACUUCCAGAAAAAAAAACAGUAGAAAAACCAGCACAGACCUAGAAUAUCACCAGCAUAUGUUGUGUUUUGGUGCCGGUGAACCAGCCUCAAUCAGAAUCCCAUGCUGGUCGUAUGCUGUUUAACCAGCAGGGGGUGCUCUAGUAACCCAAAUAAAGACAAGGUUUUAACAACAGUGUGUUGAUAAGUAAACACAUACUUCUAUGAAUGAAUGUACAUAUACAAAUGAUUCGCUGUGGUGACCCUAACCCUAACCAAAGCUGAACAAUAAAAAUAAAAUCAUUAAUUAAUAUUAUGUCUUUAAUUCCUGGUUGGAGUGUGAUUUUCUCAACUGCUGACAAUUAUUUAAUUACCAAAAGGUAAAUGAAUGGUUGUAUAACCAACGUGUUUGUAAGUAAUUGUACCAAGGCAAAGUGAAGUAGACAAAACAUUCCAUGUGAGAAA